Messenger RNA from Thamnophis sirtalis, 569 nucleotides. NCBI's taxonomy places the organism in Eukaryota, Metazoa, Chordata, Lepidosauria, Squamata, Natricidae. The record is from RefSeq and is a predicted model, not a curated record.
ACUUUUUACGAAAGGUUGAAGCACUGGGUAGAUAUUUUGGAUCCCUUUGUCAUAUUUACACCUGAGGCGGACAUUAAUGCAUCGAGAGAUCUUUUACUGAAUAGUGGAGAAAAUGCAAUGUCUUCACAAGAUAAAAAGGUUUUGUGUUUAUUUCUGCUUCAUUGGCUGCAGUUGCUUCCUUACCAUACGGAACAUUUUUGUCAUCUUUUGCCCGGCAGUUUGUUUUCCAUGCGUAUAUUGGUGGAUUCAGUUUUGCAAACAGGAAUUCCAUAAAAAUGCCAAUAGAGAAUGGUGAGAAAAUUGAAUUUCCAUGGAAACAAGCAUUUCUCUCUGGUGGGAGCAUCCCAGGUUUGGCCUUGUUAGGAUCUCUCCCACAUUAUGUUAUAGAGCGUAAAAGCUCACUAAAUACUCCAGGACAUUUCUUCAGCAAGUUCAUGGCAAGUGCUUUUUUUGGUGUUCUCUGUGCAUGCAAUGUGUUCGCAGUCAGGAACUUGGAACGCGAGAAAGGGAUUAAGGUCAUGGGUAGCACGGGUGAAGUUAUUGGAAUGUCUCAAGUGGCAGGGAAAAAA